This is a messenger RNA of Daphnia pulex (common water flea), 6915 nucleotides long. It is a transcript of the gene DNApol-epsilon255, whose product is annotated as DNA polymerase epsilon catalytic subunit A-like. Lineage: Eukaryota; Metazoa; Arthropoda; Branchiopoda; Diplostraca; Daphniidae. Gene Ontology annotation, cellular component: nucleus; epsilon DNA polymerase complex. Gene Ontology annotation, molecular function: DNA-directed DNA polymerase activity; zinc ion binding; single-stranded DNA 3'-5' DNA exonuclease activity. Gene Ontology annotation, biological process: DNA replication proofreading; DNA replication; mitotic cell cycle. The record is from RefSeq and is a predicted model, not a curated record. The transcript is spliced from 23 exons. Bases 190 to 6915 code for a protein of 2241 amino acids.
AGACUAGACUAGAAGAAGCAAGUGCAGCAAGAAGAAGACACAGAACUUGAUCCAAUCAUUGCCUCAUUGAUCGUGUUUAUUGUUUUGUCUUCAGAAGAUUUUCUAGUUUACGAACGUGGCCAGUGCACCUAAAGUCCCCUCAAAAAAGAAGCUGUUGGUAGAUGGCUAUAUUUUCGUUUAAUUGUGAAAAUGGUGUACCAAAACACUGGAAAGUAUAGGGCAGAUAAGAGCAGCAAAGAGAAAAGUGCAGGUGGGAAAGAAGAUUUGGCUGAAUCUCGCAUAACAAGAGUAAAUGAAAACAAAGCUAUUGACGAGAAAUAUGGAUUUUUCACACCUAAAGAAUCAGGGGAAAAAAUUGGAUACCUUGUCAACAUGCACACAACUGAGAUAUUUGAUGCUGCUCAGCAGCUAAUCAGUGCCGUUGAUUACUAUUUUGUGCAAGAGGAUGGUUCACGUUUCAAAGCCUCACUUCCUUUCAAACCUUACUUUUACAUUUUGCCAAAGAAAGAAUGCAUUCAAGAAGUUUCUAGCUUUCUUGGUAAAAAAUAUGCUGGAAUCAUUGCUAGUAUAGAGCAGUGCUCUAAGGAGGACUUGGAUUUGUCAAACCAUUUGGUUGGUUUGAAGCAGACCUAUUUGAAACUGUCAUUUUUGUCUGUGACGGAUCUGAUGAAAGUGAGAAAAGAAAUAAUGCCUCACGCCCGGAAAAACAGCUCUCAAACUAAUUCAGCUUAUUCGGAAAUGAUGGCAAAGUUUCAAAACGAAGCAGCGCAAGAAGAAUCAGACAAGAAAGUGGGAGAUACAAUGGAUAACAUCAUAGACAUUCGAGAAUAUGAUGUUCCGUACCAUAUCCGCGUUUCAAUUGACAUGAACAUUUGUGUUGGGUUGUGGUACGCAAUUAAAUUUAAAGGAUCCGAAACAAUUUCAAUCACUCGCCGUGAAGAUAUCAUCGAUACCCCUGACACAAUUGUACUAGCUUUUGAUAUCGAAACCACAAAAUUGCCCUUGAAGUUUCCUGAUCCCGCAACUGAUCAAAUUUUUAUGAUAUCGUACAUGAUAGAUGGACAGGGUUACUUGAUAACUAAUCGAGAGAUUGUUGCAGCCGACGUUGAAGAUUUUGAGUACACACCUAAACCUGAAUUUGAAGGACCCUUUAUCAUUUUCAAUGAGCCAAAUGAAGUUUCCCUCAUUCAGCGAUUCCUGGACCAUGUCAUCGAAGUAAAGCCUCACAUCAUCGUCACUUACAACGGCGACUUCUUCGAUUGGUCCUUUGUUGAAGCUCGUGCCACUUUCCAUGACAUGAAUGUAGCUAAAAUGACUGGCUGGGAGCGUGACAAGGAAGGUGUUUACAGUUGCCGCCCUUCGAUUCAUAUGGAUUGCUUCAAUUGGGUUAAACGUGAUUCCUACUUACCCGUUGGUUCACAAAACUUGAAAGCCGUAGCAAAGGCCAAGUUGCGCUACGAUCCAGUGGAAUUGGAUCCAGAAGAUAUGUGCCGCAUGGCAGCAGAACAGCCUCAAGUUAUGGCCAAUUAUUCGGUUUCUGAUGCUGUUGCCACGUAUUAUCUUUACAUGAAAUACGUUCAUCCCUUCAUCUUUGCUUUGUGUACCAUCAUUCCUAUGGAGCCGGACGAAGUGUUGCGAAAGGGAUCGGGCACAUUGUGUGAAUCACUUUUGAUGGUAGAAGCCUUUCGUGCCAACAUCAUUUUCCCGAACAAACAAGUUUCUUUGCUUCAAAACUGGACUGAUGACGGCCAUCUUCUCGACACAGAAACCUAUGUCGGUGGCCAUGUCGAAGCUCUAGAGUCAGGUGUUUUCCGCUCAGACAUCCCUUGUCGAUUCCGAUUAAUCCCUCAAGCCUUUGAUUCCCUUAUUGAAGGAAUUGAGCGUACCAUUAAGCAUGCAGUCGAAGAGGAAGAACACGUUCCUAUUGAGGAGGUCACCAAUCUGGAUGAAGUUAUAGACGACAUAAAAGAAAAACUUUGCAGUCUUCGAGAUGCACCAAACCGAAUCGAGUUACCUGUAAUUUAUCACUUGGAUGUCGGCGCUAUGUAUCCCAAUAUCAUCUUGACAAAUCGUCUCCAACCUUCGGCAAUGGUAGACGAAAGCGUCUGUGCAUCCUGUGAUUUCAAUCAGCCUGAAGCCCAGUGUCAACGUAACAUGUCAUGGAUGUGGCGUGGUGAUUUCAUGCCAGCUACUCGGGGUGAGUUUCAACGAAUCCAGCAGCAGUUGGAAAAUGAAAAGUUUCCACCCGUCAUCCCUGGUAUGCCCACAAGAGCUUUCCAUCAACUUCCCCGCGAAGAACAGUCGGCCAAAGAGAAGCAGCGUUUGUCCGAAUACUGCCGCAAAGCAUACAAGAAAGUUCGUGUAACGCGCACUGAAGAGAGACAACAAACAGUUUGUCAAAAGGAAAACAGCUUUUAUGUUGACACCGUUCGAGCCUUCCGUGAUCGACGAUAUGAAUAUAAAAAUCUGAAUAAGACUGCCAAGAAGCAAAUCGCCGAAGCAAUUGCGCUUGGGGAUGCCGGUGAAAUUAAAUCGGCUAAAAAUCGUGAAGUGCUUUACGAUUCCCUACAGCUUGCUCACAAGUGUAUUUUGAACUCCUUCUACGGUUACGUCAUGCGAAAAGGAGCCCGUUGGCACAGUAUGGAGAUGGCUGGAAUUGUGUGUCACACUGGCGCUGGCAUCAUCCGGAAAGCUCGAGAGCUAAUCGAACAAGUUGGUCGACCGCUUGAACUGGACACAGAUGGUAUUUGGUGUAUGUUACCGUCAUCUUUUCCGGAAAACUACGUGAUCAAGACCUCAAGUCUCAAGAAACCCAAGAUUACGAUAUCCUAUCCAGGAGCUGUAUUAAAUGUGAUGGUGAAAGAUGCCUUUACAAACAACCAGUAUCACGAGUUGGUAGACCCAGAAACUUUGAGCUACGUCCAGCGUGACGAAAACUCGAUUUUUUUCGAAGUUGACGGUCCGUAUCUAGCGAUGAUUUUACCUGCGUCGAAAGAAGAAGGCAAAAAGUUAAAGAAACGAUACGCCGUUUUCAACUUUGACGGCAGUCUUGCCGAAUUAAAAGGAUUCGAAGUGAAACGUCGUGGAGAACUUCAGCUCAUCAAGAUUUUCCAAUCGUCUGUGUUUGAAGCGUUUCUCAAAGGUGAUACUCUGGAAACAUGCUACCAGGCUGUGGCUAAAAUUGCAGAUUACUGGCUUGAUGUGUUAUAUUCAAAAGCCGAAAACCUCCCUGAUUCCGAGCUAUUUGAGCUGAUUACCGAGAAUCGAUCAAUGUCACGAAAAUUAGAAGAAUAUGGUGGUCAAAAAUCAACAUCCAUCAGCACAGCUAAACGUUUGGCAGAAUUUUUGGGUGAUCAGAUGGUAAAAGAUGCUGGGUUAAGUUGUCGCUUCAUCAUUUCAAAGAAACCAGAAGGUGCCCCUGUUACGGACAGAGCUAUUCCGUUGGCAAUUUUUCAAUCUGAGCCCAGUGUUAAACGCCAUUAUUUGAAAAAAUGGUUAAAAGACAAUUCCAUGACGGAUUUUGACAUUCGCACAAUUUUAGAUUGGAAUUAUUACAUCGAACGUCUUGGAGGUUGUAUCCAAAAAAUCAUUACUAUCCCUGCCGCCUUGCAAGGCGUGGCUAACCCUGUACCCAGGGUCCAACAUCCGGAUUGGCUUCACAAGCGAAUGCUAGAAAAAAAUGACGUUCUAAAGCAGCGACGGAUCAAUGAAAUUUUUAAGGUGUCUAUCAAGCCAGUUGGUGGCGAUUCUAACUCGCAAGAUUUGGGAGAAGUGGGUGACAUAGAAGAUUUGGGUGGAAGCAAAAAUACCGAAAACAAUCGACCUACGGUGACUUCGAAAAGGAAACGAGGCUCCAGCGAGUCAGCUAAUGAAUUGGAUAAGAAUUGGCGAGAAAUCCUCGGUCCUCCACCACCGAUGGGUAAACCUGGAGAAGAGCGUGAAAUUUGGAUUCGCUAUCACAAAAAGAAGUGGGCUAUUCAGUUGAAACAGCGAGCAGCCCGUCGAGGUAGAGAACAAAACAGCAACACUGGAUCAGCUUCCGUCUCGACUUUUGGAGGAAAUUCUGGAGCUGGAGUUUUAAGAACCAAUUUGGGUGGAUUCUUGCGACGCGCACAACAAACCCUUUUGUCAUCCAUGUGGCAAAUUUUGCAGGUGAUGGAAACAUCACAGCCGGGCAUGUUUCGAUUGUGGGCGUUGGUUGGAAACGAACUUCAUCAAAUUCGGUUAACUGUGCCGCGUAUUUUUUAUUUGAAUAAGAAGAAACCUUUGGAAAAAGAAGCUAGUAGUGAGUCAGCUGUCUGGCGAAAAGUUAAUCGGAUACUUCCUCGCUCUCACCGUGUCUAUAAUCUGUACGAAUACAGCGUUCCCGAAGAAGUUUACCAGCAAAAUUUCAAUCAGUUAAUGGCUGAUCUGUCCACUUCAGACAACGCUGGAAUUUAUGAAACCCAGGUGCCACUUGAUUUUCGUGUGCUAGUCCAGCUCGGAUGUGUUUGUGCCGUCGAUCGGAGUCAGCGUUACACGCCCACCGGAGAUACCGAAAGUUUCAGCCUGUCGCAGUUGUCGUUCAAAACGUUGGCGCACCAUCCGUAUUUAGAAUCGGGAAUUGAAACGCUCAAGUAUCUAUACAUCUACCAUUACAAAAGUGGAAAUAAAGUCAUGUUGGUGCUAUUUUCUCCACCAGCCAAAAAGGUCAACUUUUUUGUCGUUGACACUGUGCGGACCAACCAAAUGCCGAAUUUAGUUAAUCUUUAUAAUGAGGAGCGGCUUAAAAAGCUAUCGCAGGCUGACGUUGUCGAGAGUUCCGUGCCCGCUAGAGAUUAUUCAUUUUCAAUUCAAGUGGAGACAGAUAUUCGCCAAGUCUACCGUCAAAUGAAUCGUUUACUGCAAACGUACAAAGAUGAGAAACGAGGACCAACUUUUGUGGCUAUUCAGUCUCCCCAAGAUCUUCAUACGACUGCAUCGCAAAUUCAAACACUUAACGAAUUCCCGCUAGUUCCCAUCCAUAGUACUGAUCCCGACGGAUUAUACAAUGUGCUCGACUGGCAGAGAGUGGGCUCAAAAGUUUGCUUGCGUCAUUUCCUGCGUUUACGCACUGUCCUCGACGCUAAUCUGGAACAGUGUCGCUACUUCCACAUUCCUAUUGGAAAUUUGCCCUCCGAUGCCAAUCUUUUCGGUGCCGACCUCUUCUUCGCCCGCCAUUUAAUUCGAAAUAAUUGUAUUCUUUGGUGUUCACCGACUGAAAGACCUGAUCUGGGUGGCAAAGAGGCUGAUGACAAUCGGCUUGUAACGGAAAUUGAAGAUGCCACAACUACACUAGUCGUCAACAACCCCGGAGUAUACACCAAUGUCUGUGUCGAGAUGGACGUGGAUGCGUUAGCCGUUACUACUCUACUUCAGUCACAUCAAGUCUUGGACGUUGAAGGCACAAGCUCAAGCACUGCUUUCGAUGUUCCCCAAGUAUCGCUAAAGGACAUGCUCAAUGAUAAUCAUACUGCAGAACUUAGCAGUUACAGCGAAUCAGCCAUGUGCGUGACAGUCUUUCGAGUUCUCAAGUCAGUCGUAGCAUCUUGGCUGCGAGAUAUUUCCGUACAUCGCAAUGUCUUCGCUGACUUUCAAGUUAUCCACUUCUACAGAUGGCUGCGCAGCCCCACUGCCUUGCUCUAUGACCCUGCAUUGCGCCGUAUGUUGCAAAACCUCAUGCGCAAGUACUUCGUUCAACUGUUGGCCGAAUUUCAAAGACUUGGAGCUACUGUCGUCUACGCCGAUUUCGGCCGUAUCGUUCUAGGCACUAAAAAGCGACGCAUUCCUGACGCUUUGUCAUAUGUUAGCUUUGUUUGUGCAAGUUUGCAUCAGAAAGAACUCUUUCGCAGUCUGGAACUCAACGUUCAACAUUGUUGGCAGCUACUCGUGUGGCUCGAUCCUGCCAAUUACGGCGGAGUCAAAGGAAAAUCAGAUUCAGAAAAGGAAAAUGAAGAAAAUAACGAAGACCGCAGUUUUGUAGAGGACGAAGAAGAAGAAAGCACUGCUGUCGAAAUGAACUGGGAUGUUGUUAAAUACUUUCCCGAAGAGCCGCCCUGUCAAGAAUAUUUCAACACUGUGAUUGCCACUUAUAUUUCGGCCAUUCACGACCACUUGGCCGAAACAUACGGUGAUCGCAUACCCGGUGCAACUCCAGUGCGACGAAUCCGUUCUUCACAAACGCAGCGUAGUAAAGUUGGCCCUACUCCAGAUUCGCUUAAAGAAUUUACGCGUGAGCUGGUUGACCAGGAAAUCGCCCAGCAUUUGUUCCGCGUUGUUCAAAAACUUCACAAACAGCUUCAAGGACACCACGGAAGCGAAAAUGGAUUGAGCAAUCCUUCUCUUGAAUUCGUUAAAGCUGUUUGUCGCGUGUUUCAGCUGGAUGUCAACAUCGUCGAUGAAGUCACUCGACUGAGAAGGAAUCUCCUCAAACUUAUUGGAGUAGGGGAAUUCAGUCAAGAAGCUGAUUGGAAGGAUUCGUGCCUUUCAUACGUUUUACCCGAAGUUAUCUGUCCUACCUGCAAUCAUUGCCGAGAUAUUGAUUUAUGCAGAGAUCCGCACGAGUCAGAAGAUCGUGGAAUACCUACGUGGCAAUGUCCGCUUUGUAAAUCGAGCUAUGACAGUACUGAGAUUGAAUCUAUGCUGCUGGACGUCGUGAACCGCAAAACCAUGAGCUUUGUAUUACAGGAUCUACAGUGCAAGAAGUGUAAACAGAUAAAACGAGAAAACUUAUCUCAGUUUUGCUCGUGCGCCGGCGAAUUUCAGCUGUUACAAUCUUCUACGGGCUUGUUGCAGACUUUGUCAAUUUUUGAGCGCGUGAGCAAGAAAUUUGGGCUCACGCUUCUUCAUGAAACCGUAGAGCAAUUGUUGAAAAUGAAUCAAAAGUCGAUCAAGUAA